AUGGAAUCAUCACGGCUCGGUGUCCCGGAGGCUCAUCUCGAACAGUUCGCCAAGGCGAAGAGACAGCAGCAAUUUAUAUAUGAUGUCACAGGUAACCUCAUCAGUAGAAUAAAAACCAAGCUGGAUGAACUGUCAUCAUUCGAAGGCAUUGGCUCCAGGUCUGUUCAAGAGUUAAUAGACAUUCUCGAAGGAAGGAUUGAGAGUCUGAAAAGUGAUUUAUCGAGGAGGAAAAUGAAAGUAGCCUUCUUUGGUGGGACGAGUAGCGGGAAGACAACGACUCUGAACGCCAUGAUUGCGCCAGGGAUUGGGCGCGAACUUCUACCUUCUGGAAUGGGUGAUAGGACAAGUUGCUUCGUCCAGAUUGAGAAGAUGACCAAUGACGUCACUGGUAAAGAUGAUAAAGGAGACUCGAAAGGCAAUGCAGAUAAGGAUAACUCCGCGAGGGUGAAAAGGGAAGACCAAGAAGAAACGUCAUAUUUCUCCGUUAGAGAAGUCGAGAGUCGAGAAAAGGAAGCGUCGAUUAACUCCUUGAUGGAAAACAAACAACCUCUCAACCAAAAUACCCUAGAAGAUAUGUGCAAUGCAAAUUCAGGUCGAUCCUUGGAUGCAAGUUAUCUCAUCGAAAUUCACCUCUCAGAAGGUGACGUCAAAGAGGACCAUUUGCUGAAUUAUGAUAUUCAAAUUAUGGAUUGUCCUGGAAUUACGAAAUGUCGAGAGCUUGGCGAUAAAGUGAAAUCCUUCUGCGCAGACUCGGACGUUCAUGUACUUAUUGUGAAUCCAAAGACCGUCAUGUCACCGGAAGAGCGAGAUCAUUUCGUUGAGGUCGGCAAACGUCUUCCUAAGCCGGACAUCAUCGUGGGUUUCACUCAGUGGGAUCUAUCGGCGAGAGAAAGACGCCCCGAAGAGGUUAGCUCAUGA
This is a messenger RNA of Strongylocentrotus purpuratus (purple sea urchin), 918 nucleotides long. Its product is annotated as transmembrane GTPase fzo-like. Gene Ontology annotation, molecular function: GTP binding; GTPase activity. Gene Ontology annotation, biological process: mitochondrial fusion; mitochondrion localization. The record is from RefSeq and is a predicted model, not a curated record. NCBI's taxonomy places the organism in Eukaryota, Metazoa, Echinodermata, Echinoidea, Camarodonta, Strongylocentrotidae. The coding region runs from base 1 to 918 and encodes 305 amino acids. The transcript is spliced from 6 exons. Gene Ontology annotation, cellular component: mitochondrial outer membrane.